Messenger RNA from Syngnathoides biaculeatus (alligator pipefish), 3169 nucleotides. It is a transcript of the gene asns, whose product is annotated as asparagine synthetase. NCBI's taxonomy places the organism in Eukaryota, Metazoa, Chordata, Actinopteri, Syngnathiformes, Syngnathidae. Gene Ontology annotation, cellular component: cytosol. Gene Ontology annotation, molecular function: asparagine synthase (glutamine-hydrolyzing) activity. The transcript has 12 exons. The coding region runs from base 118 to 1995 and encodes 625 amino acids. The record is from RefSeq and is a predicted model, not a curated record.
GAUGAUGAAUGAAGAAAAAAUAUAUAAAAAAUAUUUGAUCACAAAGCCGUACAGACUUCUAUGGCUUUGCAGAUUUGUAAUAGGUUUUUCUUAUAAAAGCUACCGUACAAAAUACUUAUGAAUAAAAACAAUAACGGACACUUUUAUUGUAGCUUUUAUUUUGAAAUUACACCUCGCAGCGGUUUAUGUAACGCCAAAUUCAAACAGAUGAGGAAAACUAAGGCAGAUGAGUUGGUCUCAGUUGCACUAUCAACUCAGGACACGGAAGAGCUACUGUUCCUCAGAAUCUGUCAAAGAACAAGAUCCAAUAUGUGUGGUAUCUGGGCAAUGUUUGGCAGUGAUCAUUGUCUGUCAGCUCAGUGCACCUGUGCCAUGAAGAUAGCACACAGAGGCCCAGAUGCCUUUCGUUUUGAGAAUAUCAAUGGAUACAUUAACUGCUGCUUUGCCUUCCAUCGUCUGGCUAUCUUGGAUCAGCUGCAUGGCAUGCAGCCUUUGCAUAUCAAGAAAUUUCCCUAUUUGUGGCUGUGCUACAAUGGAGAGAUUUACAACCAUCUCACAUUAAAGAACCAAUUUGAGUUUGAUUGCCAAACAGAAGUGGAUGGUGAGAUUUUACUCCAUAUGUAUGAUCACUUUGGCAUUCAGAAGGCGUUGGCUCUCCUGGAUGGCACUUUUGCUUUUGUUCUGUUGGACACGGAUAACAGAAAAGUGUGCCUUGGAAGGGACACAUAUGGAGUUCGACCGUUGUUUAGACUUCUUACUGACAAUGGAUUACUUGGAGUAAGCUCCGAAGCCAAAGGUCUGAUGGAUGUUAUCCAUUCCGUGGGGACUACUGCCAAAAUCAUUCAAUUUCUCCCAGGCUAUUUUGAGGUCUUUGAUUUGAAGUCAAAUGGCAAAGUGAAAUCCAUUCAGUUGGAGCAGUUUCAUGAAUGCACAAAAGAGCCCACACAUACUAUCUAUGACACUAUCGGGAGACUGCCAGGAAGUUUUGAUGAAGACAUAGUGAAGGACAACAUCAGAGCCCUGUUUGAGAAUGCAGUUAGGAAACGUCUCAUGUCCAACAGGAGGAUUGGUUGUCUUCUCUCAGGGGGUCUGGAUUCCAGUUUGGUUGCUGCUACAUUGGUGAAACUAGCAAAAGAGGGGGAACUGAAAUAUCCGAUUCAAACAUUUUCAAUUGGGUCAGAGGACAGCCCGGACAUCUUAGCUGCCCGUAAGGUUGCAGCAUACAUUGGCAGUGAACACCAUGAGGUGAACUUCACUGCAGAAGAAGGCAUUCAGGCUGUGGAGAAAGUCAUUGUCAGCCUUGAGACUUAUGACAUCACCACCAUACGUGCUUCUGUUGGAAUGUACUUGGUUUCUAAAUAUAUCCGUGAGAAGACUGACAGUGUGGUUAUCUUCUCUGGAGAAGGCUCAGAUGAACUCACACAAGGGUACAUUUACUUUCACAAGGCUCCAAGUGCCAAAGCAGGAGCAGAAGAAAGUGUUCGACUGCUGAAAGAACUCUACCUCUUUGAUAAUCUCCGAGCUGAUCGUACUACUUCUGCACACGGUUUGGAGCUCAGAGUACCUUUCCUGGACCACAGACUGACAGCAUACUACCUAUCACUGCCUGAGGAGAUGAGAAAUCCCAGGCAUGGAGUGGAGAAGUACCUUUUGAGGGACUCGUUCAGAGAUCUGAAAUUGAUCCCUGAUGAGAUCCUGUGGAGAAGGAAAGAAGCCUUCAGUGAUGGUGUGAUGUCUGUUAAGAAGUCCUGGUAUGUCUACCUAGAGGAGUACCUUGGAUCUGUGGUUACUGAUGGCCAGAUGACGAAUGCCCCAAAGAUCUUCCCUCAUAACACUCCCCGAACCAAAGAGGCAUACUACUUCAGACAGGUGUUUGAAAAACACUACCCUGACCAUGCUGAGUUGCUCCCACAUUUCUGGAUGCCACGCUGGAUUGCUGCAACUGACCCCUCAGCCCGCACACUGUCCAUCUAUAAACUUAGCACCAACAAGUGAAAAGUUGCAUGUGAAGUCACUCAGCAAGCCACUCAACAAGCUCAUCAAUCUCCAGUACAGGUUAAUUCCAAAUUUGCCAACCAAAUUUACAGAGAAUCAAUAAAAUAUAAUAAAUAUUUAAAUUACAAAUGUAUAAUCAUAGAAUAUUUGACUUCCAAACAAAUGAACUACUUGAAAAAAUUAACAUUUUAUCGUAUUUUGUGUUCAAACAAAGUGGUACCUAUGUCAGUACACCGAUUACACUGUCAGUUUGGUUACCAAAAUAGAGGAAUUGGAUACAAGCUUUACUUGGACUGAUGGAGGGGAUUACUCGAUGGAAGCUGUGAUAAUCAUGAUUUUGUGCAAAUUGUCCAAAAAGGGGCAGCACGGUGGUGCAGCUGUUAAGUGUUGGCCUCACAGUUCUUGAAGACCCAGGUUCAAUCUUGGCUCCACCUGUGUGAAGUUUGCAUGUUCUCCCCGUGCCUGUGUGGAUUUUCUCCGGGUACUCCGGUUUCCUCCCACAUCCCAAAAUCACGCAUUAAUUUGACACUCUAAAUUGCCCCAAGGUGUGAUUUUGAGUGCGGCUGUUGCAGAUAGACAAACGUUCUUCAAAUUCAAUUCAAUUAAUUUUAAGUGUUUUUAGAAGAGCCACGGUGGAGCAGCUGUGCUGAUUGCAUGUCCUCCCAGUGCCUGCGUCGGUUUUCUCCAAGCACUCCACUUUGCUCCCACAUCCCAAAAACAUGCAUUAAUUGGAGACUCUAAAUUGCCCCGAGGUCUGAUUGUGAGUGCAACUCUUUAUUCUAUAGAGUGUAAAGAUGUAAUAGUUUGACACGUUCAUAUUUCAGAAAUAACCAUUUAUGUUCCUGUCUGGUCUAUGAAAAUGACUACACACAUACUGUACGAACAAUUUAAAGAAAUUAAUUAACCUACCAUGCAUGUUUUUGUCUUUGUUUUAUAAUGGUUUCUCAGUGUUGCAAUGCUUUGCAUGAAAGGACAUAACCACAGUAGGCUAGGAAGUUUAUUACUGUGAACUAGUUAUACUUGGUUAUGCCGAUGGAAGUCAAUCAUAAUUGACUCGUAUUAUAUUUGCCAUGAUAUACUGCAACUUUCGCAAUUCAAAACAUGUUGUUUCUGUCGCUCCAUGAUCUCUGUUACAUAAUUAUGAUUUUAUAUUUUGCGGAUAUCCAAUUAACAA